AUGGCAACAUCCAGAGAUGGGACAAACCCUCUAAGACCGUACUACAGGCCUCCAUCUAUAGGCAUUCCUCUCGACGCCCCAGCGACAAGCUCUGGAACUCACGGCCUAGGACCAAAGAAUGGCAGCGCUGCGGCAUACGCGUCGUCUGCGCGCGAUAUGUUCGACUACAGUGAUUAUUUGUCUGAUUCCUCGCCGUCAUCAAUAGAUGCGGUCAAGAGGACGCUGGACGAUUGGCUAUACAGGUAUAUCAGCAUCUUGUUAGCCCAGCCCUUUGACGUUGCCAAAAUGGUCUUGCAAGUAAGGAGUCAGACUGGUACGGAUGGAACGAUACCCAGAUCAGUUACAGGCGACAGGCGGUCACAGAAUCCGGGUUAUAGGGAUUCAAUAUAUAGAGAUUACAUUUCUGACGACUCUGAUGGCGACGAACAAUCAUAUUUCACCUCAUCUUCUCCUUCGUCCCUAUCCCACUCCCCUUCUAGAUCACGAAGACAUAAUCCGGUAGGCCGGGACUAUUCCCCUUCUCCCGAAAGGCGCGCCGCCCCUGGGUACCAGCUCUCGCUCAAGAAGGCGGACUCGAUAUUAGAAGUUAUAUCCCAAGAAUGGACCAAAGAAGGGGCAAGAGGGGUAUGGAAGGCAUCGAACACCACAUUUUUGUAUAGUUUGUUGCUUCACACGAUGGAGCAGUGGUCAAGGGGCCUAUUCUCAGCAAUUUUCAACAUGCCAGAGGCAGCGGUUGCUGGAUUAACUGGCUCGGCCGACCUAGCAGAUUCUCCAUAUCCAUGGGCUUCAUUGGGCGUGGCAGUUGCCGCUGCUGUAACCACUGGACUUAUCCUCGCACCCCUCGACCUUGUCCGCACCAAGUCAGUAGCCUCCCUACUUCCCUUCGCUCUCGUCGCGACUAAUCUUAGCAGGCUCAUCCUCACUCCAACAUCGUCGCCCAAACGCUCUCUUGCACAAAACCUCCGCUCCCUCCCCUCCUAUUUCUGUUCCUCGACCUUAAUGAUACCCACCAUGUUACACAGCCUUAUCACACCCACCAUCAACCAUUCCACGCCUCUCCUCCUCCGCUCCCACCUUGCAAUCGAUCCUGUCCUAACACCCACUGCUUAUAGCAUCGCAAACUUACUUUCCCGCACCGUUGAGCUUUUCCUGAAGCUCCCCCUCGAAACUGUCCUCCGUCGAGGCCAAAUAUCAGUUUUGAUGUCGCCCUCAUAUUGCUUGGAGAUUGGAAAACAGCUAGAAACGACUGUUGAGCCGGGUCCCUACAGUGGCGUGCUUGGCACUAUGUGGUCAAUUGUCAAGGAGGAGGGAGGGCCAUCAGGCCAGGAAAAGGACGUUGGGAUAGCUGGUAUAAGGAGCUUGAAAAAAGGAAAGAAAGCAGAAAAGAAAGGGCAGGGAGUCGAAGGACUUUGGAGGGGGUGGAGAGUAGGCAUGUGGGGAUUGGUGGGAAUGUGGGGAGCUAGAGCGAUGGGAGGAUCGGGGAGCAGCGCGGGAGAGUUUUGA
This is a messenger RNA of Venustampulla echinocandica, 1503 nucleotides long. Its product is annotated as Mitochondrial carrier. Bases 1 to 1503 code for a protein of 500 amino acids. NCBI's taxonomy places the organism in Eukaryota, Fungi, Ascomycota, Leotiomycetes, Helotiales, Pleuroascaceae. The transcript has 2 exons. The record is from RefSeq and is a predicted model, not a curated record.